GGACUUUCCAAAGCACUUACACUUGAAGUGUCAUUUGGGUUACUGGCUAACUUCUGUUUGAUCUUUCCGUCUCCCCCAUGACCACUUCUGUCUCAAUGAUUAUGCUGCAGUAUGUCGACACUGUCUAAAGAGUUUGCACCACAUUUACGCGUUACUUAAGUGGCCUGCCUUCCUCGGCCACAUUCUCGUAACAUGGCUUUCUCCAGUCUUACUCCUGCACCGAAGCAACCUUCCUGUUCUGUGAUCGUAGGAACCGUUCAAACACCAAAACAAAGGAGACUGAUAUUAUGCCAACAAAGCAAGGAAACGUGGUCAACUGAAAGCGAAAGCGGAGACGGCCUCGAAAUUGUUUCCGUAUCAGAGCAACUUGAUGCGAGUGUGUUUCUCAGUCAGUAGUGUGACAGUAGCGUGUGUUUUUCAGUCAGUAGUGUGACAGUAGCGGCUGAUGCUUAGCAGCGGAGCCGGGUCUUUCUGAAGGAAGCUCUGCGGUCGAGGUGGCUGCUGGUGCCAAGCGAGGAACAGCUAUGAAGGCUCUUUCUCAGCGGGCUUCAACUGAAUCGAUCGCUACAGAAAGGCACAUCACUACAUCUCACUUGUUCAAUACACCCUAGAGCUUACACUUGAUCAUAUAGAUUUAUUUUUACGGUGACGAUAUAUAUAGAUUACUGAUUUGAGCUUUGUGUUCAGUUUUUCUUUACUUUUUCAGGGAUUCAGGGAAAUACACAUUUUGGCGUAUCAACAUAAAAUAUAAUAUUUUGGUUUAUUAUAUAUAUUUGUUCAGCCUGCUUGCUUGAUGUGAAAUAUGAACUUUUGGAUACCCUUCAAUAUGUUGGCUACUUAACUGUAGUAAACACCUUCAAGAGGGGUAGCUAUUUGAUGAGAUUUGGAAUUCAUCUUUUGUUGGGGUAUUCGACCUCCACUUCCAUUAGAUUGACUCUAUACAACCUUCUGGAUCCCUCCUUGACCUGCAAACAUGCCUCGUUCGUUCCUGGUGAGGAGAGGGGAGUCCCAUCUUCUGCGCCCCACAGCUGGUAGCUUAUGCCCUGGUACCACCCCGGUGCCGGACGGGCCCCUACAGCCUGAAGAGGUCCAGAUGGGAACCGCCCAUAGACAGGCUUCACCAAAGAGCGCUUUGUCUUUUGUGUCACACCAUGAGGCUUACUCACCUCAGCCGUGUCCAUCUCCAGUCCUCCACCCAGCCUCAUACAAUCCCCCUAACCUCUACCCCAACAAUCCCUGUUCUUCAGACGAUGGAACUGUUGGCCACCUCCCCACCCCUACCAAGCUGAACCUCCUCAGCCGUGGGGAAGAUGAGUCCUCCUCCCAGUCUCCUCAGGCCUGGCCCUCCCGGACCCAAGCGUCUCCCAGGGGACUGCCAGAGCUAGGAUGCUUCCUGCUGCAUACCCGCCUCCAAGGAGAGACUAGACACAGGGACUGUCCCCAGAUCAGUGACCACAGCCUCAGGGCCCCUGGAAAUGAAUGUUCGUUGUGUGGAAAGAGUUUCUCUUCCAUCUCCGGUCUGGAGUCCCACGUCCGCAGGUCCCAUGGUGGCAGACGUAAGCAGUCGUCCUCCACACACGCCAGAACCAACAAUCAGCCCUAUGGCUAUAUGCCGGACGUGGGUUUGAGCUACAGGGUCAAGGAGCGGACGUUUGGCUGUAAAGUUUGUGGGAAGGUGUUCAAGCGCUCCUCUACCUUGUCCACCCACCUGCUCAUCCACUCGGACACGCGGCCCUACCCCUGUCAGUACUGUGGCAAGAGGUUUCACCAGAAGUCGGACAUGAAGAAACACACCUUCAUUCACACAGGUGAGAAGCCCCAUGUAUGCCAGGUGUGUGGCAAGGCCUUCAGCCAGAGCUCCAACCUCAUCACCCACAGCCGUCAGCACAGUGGCAACCAGCCCUACCACUGCCCCCGCUGCCGUUACGGCUUCCAGCGCAAACUGGACCUGAGGCAGCACCAGGAGAAUCACUGCACAUAGGCCUUCUGGCAGCAACCCUGCUACCAGCUGGCCUGAGUUCAGCGUUUCCACCGCCAGGAGAAUCACUGUCCAGAGAGACCCUCACAUGGUCACAGCUGGCACCCAGCAUUUUUUUUCCCCCUUUUCAUUUUAAAGAUGCACCACUCAGCAAGCUGAACAGAAGGGUUAGAUGAUCCACUUAAAAUUCAGACAAACAUUCAGUAAAAAAAAAGUUUUUUACAAAUGUAUUUUGCUUAGAUAUUUGACAGUUAAGUUAAUAACCUAGAACACAUUAGCCCUGUGGUAACCUCACGAGCGGACAGUGAUAAUUUCCUGUAAGAAAUUCUGCAUCAGACUAGAACAUCUUAAACUUUAUAUCCACCAGGAAAUGCAAUUUCUUGAAGUCUACCAGCAUUCUUUGUAACUAUUUUUUAAAUCAUCACUUCAUGUCUUGUAAAUAUUGUAUUUAUUAUAUAAACAUAAAUCCUAAAUACUUAACGUUUCUAUCAUUUAUUAACCUUAGCCUUCUUUGGGCCUUGAAAUGCUUACAGAAGUAAACCUUGACAUUGUGCUUCCGGAGGACAUCACAGAGAUGGCGUCCACAGAGGGGACACCAAAGUGUUCCUUUGAUUUGUCAGACAACAGAUCAUCCACACAACUAAUAUCUUUCUGGGGGAUAAAGUCAAAACCAGGCAAUAACGUGCACAUGUAGACCAAUAUGGGUUUCCAGGCUCUUCAAAAGCAGGGAAUGAUCAUUGGAGUCGUAGGCAUCACAGAACGGACGGAGAGCCUUGGUUGGACACCAUUAAAAGGUCAUUUACCACCUUCACAAGUGCAGUCUCAGUACUGUGAUGGGGUUUAAAAACCACAUUGUUUCAUAAAUAUGUCUUUUGAUAAAUCAUAAAUAAUAUUUUAGAGGAACUUGAGGUUCAAUAUUGGUUCCAAUAUUUAAUUUAUCCAGAUCAGUUUGGCUUUCUUAAAAUAGGCUUUAUAAUGGCAACUUUUACAGUGUUUGGUACACAAAUGGGCCAACAAGUAGAAGUAGUUCAUUGGAAUAGGGUCCAGUUUGAAUCUGGUAGUUUUAGUGCUCAUUACUAUUUUAAUAUUGAGCAAUACAGGAUUUAAAACUUGUGUCCCCAUUGAUCUGUAUCUUGCAAUUGUGUGCAUCUUAGGGCAACUACAUUUUGGCAAACUAUGCUUGAUUAGGAAGAAGUCAAAUUUGUUUUCUAAUGAUCUUGGCCUUUUUGUCAAAGCUCAUGAAUUUAUCACGGCUUAAGUGAGAGACAACUUGUCUUGUGGACUGCAGCUUUUUAGUUUAGUUCACUUCACAUACACAUGAGUACAGUUCGCAAUAACAUUUUUGUAAAUACAAUAAGUAUUCCUAAAAACCUAUGGGCCAAAUAGGAUGUCUACAAUAAUCAAUAAUUGAAUAAAAGUUGUCCACAGUCAAUUUCCACAGAGUCCAGGACAAAAUACUCAGAUGUAGUGGUGGACCAAAAAGCAUCCAAUCCGAUGUCGCCACUCGUAUUCAAAAAAGCCAGCCAGAGUGAGUAAUCCAGUCCGUGUCACCGUCACACUAUUUCUUGCCUCCGUUCCGGGAUUUCAUCCUUAUCAUCCUUCAGCAACUACAAACUAACAAUGCGGAGGAAGCGAGGUUCGCUCGCCCGCCCACGGAAUCCUCAGGCACAGACAUACUUAAGAGGAUCGGCCACAGUACAAUACUCAACUUAAUUCAACGGUUUUACUUCCCUUUGGGAGGGGGGAAGACAGGCCCAUCAACAGCAGUGUUUCCAGGUGUGGUCGGCCGGUCCCACGUUACUGCUCCAGAGACUCCUUUGGUCCGUGUUCCUGCGCACCACAUCUCGUCCGGUAGGCACCUCUCUCAACGCGCUUCCUAACCCUCCCUACAGCAGGUGUAAUCAUCACAUUUAUACCAUGAAAGGACGCGCUUUGGCCAAUCGCCGUUGUGUCAGUUAAGGGGGCAACUGUCCGACACGUGUCCGUGCCCUCAUCAUGAAAAUUAGUACAAGGCAGUAACGAUACACACCAGAAAAUGCACACGGACAACACACAAAUCAAAACUCCACACACAUGCAUUUAAAGGAAACUCAUUAAAACGAUACGCCUGGAAUAUACUAUUUGCCACCCGUUGACAGAUGCCAGGGAUCUAAUUUCUUGUCGCAUAUUUGUUCCAUUUUGAGAGGUGCGACGCGUCUGGAAAAACUGUUAGAUUCACAAUGUCCAUUCCACGGGACAUAACUAAAUCCAAAGAAUGAAGGUGGUCCCAAAACCCACGGAAUAUUUUGGAGAGGAUCUCUUGACUUCUCCAUGUGAAGCUGCCAAAAACUAGAAUUAUACCUGCUGGUUCAAUAAGAAUUCAGCUGACUAACUGAGAAACGCUUUAUAUUGCCCAGGGAGCCUGUAAAUAGUAGAUAUGGGAAGGAAUUGAGUAGGCUGCAUAGCUUUCAUGACU
Messenger RNA from Esox lucius (northern pike), 4433 nucleotides. RefSeq names its product zinc finger protein Gfi-1b-like. Bases 974 to 1981 code for a protein of 335 amino acids. NCBI's taxonomy places the organism in Eukaryota, Metazoa, Chordata, Actinopteri, Esociformes, Esocidae. The record is from RefSeq and is a predicted model, not a curated record. Gene Ontology annotation, biological process: regulation of transcription by RNA polymerase II. The transcript is spliced from 7 exons. Gene Ontology annotation, molecular function: DNA-binding transcription factor activity, RNA polymerase II-specific; RNA polymerase II cis-regulatory region sequence-specific DNA binding.